This is a messenger RNA of Pieris macdunnoughi, 810 nucleotides long. The record is from the annotation of a GenBank genome assembly. Lineage: Eukaryota; Metazoa; Arthropoda; Insecta; Lepidoptera; Pieridae.
AUGUCUCAGAAUGAAAUACUUUACGUAAAGGGAAUGGACUUGGAUGAAUCUCAAUCUGAAGAAGAUGACGGCAAUGUCUGGGAUGACAGGAAACUAAAUAAUGCAUAUGAUAAAGCUAUAAAAAUUGUCAACGUAGAAGUAGCCAAAAGGAUUGCCAUGUCCACCAACACUCAGACUGAAACUAAUUCAAAACAGAAUCAAAUAAAGCCUAAGAAGGAACAACCCAAGAAAAAAGCUAAGAAAAUUAACUGGAAGGCUGGAAUGUCAUGCAGAGCUUUGUAUGAUGAAGAUGGAUUAGAGUAUGAAGCAGUAAUCUUAUCUAUACUUAAUGACAGAGAAUGUAUAGUCCAAUUUUCUGAAUAUGAUAAUUUACAGAAAGUAGAACUUAGCUCUUUGCACCCAACUGUAAAUAACCAUCAAAAGACUCAAUACUCUCAUUUAGAAAAAGAUGAUGAUGGAUUUGAGAGCCAGUCUCCAUAUGCUGAUGAUGCAGAAUUAGCAGCCACAGCACGUGUGGAUUCUUUAAAACAAAUUUAUGAAAGAGUGAGUUCUGACAAAAAAAGGAAUAAACAGAAAUCACGAAAUGAUUCAUUCACAUUACCAGAUAUACCAAUGCCUGAUAUGUCUAUGAUUAGAAAUAUGGGUGGUAUAGAGCUUCCGUUUCCACCACCUCCACCACAGUUAGGUGAAGUACAGGAUGAACAACAAGCGGUGUCCUCAAUGCUCCUCAGUUGGUACAUGAGUGGGUAUUACACCGGUCUCUACCAGGGUAUGAAAAAGGCCAAAGAAGACAUUAGAAGAGGAAAAUAA